Molecule: messenger RNA, 2039 nt
Organism: Onthophagus taurus
Lineage: Eukaryota; Metazoa; Arthropoda; Insecta; Coleoptera; Scarabaeidae
Source: RefSeq, a predicted model, not a curated record
CGCUGUAUUCGCCUGUUAUCUGAAAUAAAACACAAUUACAGGUGAUCGUCGCCGUCAUGCCGAACGUCAUUGAAGGCUCAAGAUAUAGGAAAACCUAUGACGAAGGGACGAUAUCAAGAGCCCUGGAAGAUAUAUUAAAUAAUGGCCUAAGCAAGAAAGCUGCCUUGCGGAAAUAUGAAAUUCCACGUUCCACAUUGCAAUUUCGCUUGAGCCAAAAAUUCAGUAAAUCGACAUUUGGACCACGUCCAAUUCUUUCAAAUGACGAGGAACAAAUUUUGGUUGAUUGGGUUUUCCAUAGUGCUAAAAAAGGGUUUCCGCGAAGAAAAGAGGAUCUGCAAAUCAGUGUCAAGUGUUUUCUAGACGAGAAACCAAGAGACAAUCCAUUUAAAGACAAUAUGCCGGGUGAUGGGUGGUAUAAAGCAUUUUUGAAGCGACAUCCUACACUGUCUGAAAGAGUGCCUGAAGCCGUUACUGCUGCCAGUGCGAGGGUUAGUGAAGCAGACAUUCGAAAAUGGUUUCUGAAUAUUGAAACAUACUUAAAACAAGAGAAUUACUUUGAUAUUCUUAAAUAUCCCGACAGAGUUUUUAACGCAGACGAGACAUGCUUCAUGUUAUGUCCCAAGAACAAAACUGUCUUAGCACCCAAAGGUGCUAGGAAUGUUUACGAGGUUGACAAUGCCCCAGCAAAAUCUAAUUUAACUGUUCUAUUUACUUUGUCUGCUAAAGGAGACAUAACUCCUCCGUUUGUCAUUUAUGCUUACAAACGUGUACCUUCUGCAAUUGCCAGUUCAGUGCCAGAUACGUGGGGAAUUGGCACGAGUUCCAAUGGGUGGAUGAAAGCAGAACUGUUUUUUGAGUAUAUAGCAAAUGUUUUUCAUCCAUUCCUAGUCAAAAAGGGCACACAAUUUCCUGUUGUUUUAUUUGUGGAUGGCCACAGCACACACAAUUCGUAUCAGCUGAGUGACCUCUGCUCCCAACUGAAAAUUAUUCUAAUUUGCUUGUAUGCAAACUCUACACGAAUUUUACAACCUGCCGAUGUAUCCGCAUUUAAACCACUCAAAACGUAUUGGAAAAAAGGCGUAUUAGAAUGGAGAAGAAACCAUAUUUCAGAGGCAUUAACCCAAGAAAAAUUUGCUCCUAUUUUACAAAAAGUAAUUGAAACUUACAUGAAACCUGAUAUUAUACAACACGGUUUUGUUUGUACUGGUUUGUGUCCAUGGGAUCCAAAUGCCAUUGACUACUCAAAAUGUCUAGGUAAAAAUAAUACUGACCAAGACCCCAAAAAAGAAGACAAGGUUAUGAUACCUCGGUCAAGAUUUGAAGAAAUAGUUGGCGUUAAUUUAAUGAACAAGCUAAAACUGCCAAAUCCAACGACCAUUACACAAGAAUCUCAAGAAUUUUGGGUUUUGCAUAGAUUGUGGAAAGAAUACGAUUCAACAUCGGUUGAAAACGAGAUUGAAAACGAAAUUGAAAACGAAAUUGACAACGGGAUUGAAAACGAGAUUGAAAACGAGAUUGAAAACGGGAUUGAAAACAACUCAGUAGUAGUUCAAUUUCUAAAUUUUGAUAAACCAGCGCCUGUAAAUAUGGAUUUUGACUGUAGCAAUAUCACCAACAAAGACAACGAAGAAUUGUUCAACAUUGUAGACAUACCGAUUAUAUUUGCAAGCACUUCUAAAAUGUCAAUAGAAGAAGAAUUGGCAACAACUUCUGCUACAACGGGUAAGAUUUAUUUUAUUACUUCUUCUUGUUAGUUUAUUUUUGUAUUUAGGUUCUUCAGAAAUUACAGAAGUCAAUGAAUCUAAUGAAUCGGUCAUCAAUCCUCCCCUAGAAAAAGACCACGAAGAAGAAUUAUCAACAAACGACCCUAGCAAUGUAUCACUCAAAGAGUAUUUAGUAUGGCCGGAAAGUCCUGCCAGGAAAGGCAAUAGAAAUUCGGAGCGAAUACCUUUUGUCCUCACGUCCGAACAGUGGAAAAAAAUACAAAGUGAAAAGAGGGAGAAAAAAAGCCUUGCCGAAAAACAAAAAGAAGAAAGAAA